ACGACAACCGUUGUUUAGCCCCAUUAAACCCCCCCGGUCCUAGUCAAAAUCGCCAAUCUGUCAAGGCUGCAAGCCCAAAGCGCAUUUUUCGUACUUACCAGGUACCUGUAUUGGAAAAAGGGACGCCUCCUUUUGUAGGUGAGGCGGGAAAGAACAACUCCCAUUAAAUCAGUCGGUUUCUUCCCGGUACAACUCUUUUAAAGAAAAGCAAACAAUCAUAUAGUGGUUCAUCUUUCAAGAAUACUUAAUUUAUUUACUUUUUGCUGGUUAAUCAAGAUCGUUACUGAUUUUCCCAACAACCCGACUUUUCAGCUAUCCAAGAACCGAUUUCUACUAUUCACAUUAUAUCCCGUUCUUCUGCGCAUCUCGACUGAUUAGAAUCGGUCGAACUUUUCUCCAUUGCUCUCGACUACGACCAUCGUCUUAACGUCAAAUCGCAACGAGCAGGACUUCAACGCAAACAUGGCACAGGCCGGAGGAGCAGGCGGGUACAACAACCCGUUGAAGAAAUUCAAGCUGGUAUUCCUUGGCGAACAAAGCGUCGGCAAGACAUCCUUGAUAACGCGGUUCAUGUACGACUCCUUCGACAACAUGUACCAAGCUACAAUCGGUAUCGAUUUCCUUUCAAAGACAAUGUACCUUGAAGACAGAACGGUGCGACUGCAAUUAUGGGAUACAGCAGGCCAGGAACGUUUCAGGAGUUUGAUUCCUUCCUACAUACGAGAUUCCAGCGUUGCGGUGGUUGUCUACGAUAUUUCGAAUGCUAAGUCCUUCCAAAAUACGAAGAAAUGGAUCGAUGACGUGCGCGCGGAACGAGGAAACGACGUAAUAAUCGUGCUGGUGGGCAACAAGACCGACUUGAACGACAAGCGAGAAGUCACUACGGCGCAAGGUGAGGAGGAAGCUAAGAAGAACAACCUCAUGUUCGUCGAGACGAGUGCGAAGCUAGGCCACAACGUCAAGAACCUCUUCAGAAGGAUAGCGCAAGCUCUUCCCGGUAUGGAGGGGACGGAUGCUGCAGCACAGGCUUCAUCACAGAUGAUCGAUGUCAAGACCAACACCCAAACGUCUCAACAAGAAGGAUGCGCAUGCUAGAGGACGUGAUGCUCCUCCGUAUCGAAGGAGAGUUUACGCCAUUGCGGGGAAGAGAGCGAGGGUCACGCAGGAUAUUUCCGUGCAUAGCGAAUAAACAAGUCAAAAGUUGUUGUAUAAUACGAGUCAAUCCACGAAGCAAAGUAACGAGAAGAGGACCAGUACAGCCAUUACGGGUAUGACGUUUAGUACAUGUAAUCACCUUUCCAAGUUCCAAUUUGAGCUCAGUCAAAAGGGAG
This is a messenger RNA of Annulohypoxylon truncatum, 1331 nucleotides long. RefSeq names its product ras family-domain-containing protein. The transcript is spliced from 6 exons. Lineage: Eukaryota; Fungi; Ascomycota; Sordariomycetes; Xylariales; Hypoxylaceae. The record is from RefSeq and is a predicted model, not a curated record. Gene Ontology annotation, molecular function: GTPase activity; GTP binding. The coding region runs from base 463 to 1095 and encodes 210 amino acids.